Messenger RNA from Leptinotarsa decemlineata (Colorado potato beetle), 1922 nucleotides. RefSeq lists its product as uncharacterized. The record is from RefSeq and is a predicted model, not a curated record. Lineage: Eukaryota; Metazoa; Arthropoda; Insecta; Coleoptera; Chrysomelidae.
GCCUAGUUAAAACAAAUUAUAAGCUCAACAAGUGACGAUGCGGUCUCCUAAGUGACAGAUUCUAAACCAUUCGUCAUUGAUGUUGACACCUGGACGCGAAAUUACGAAAGAUAAAUCUAAUCUUAUCAGCGUGCUAAUAAAGAAUCAACGCGGUUUUUAGCGUGAAAAAUCAACAUAUGAAUCAGACGAAAGUGGGUGAAGUGACGAAAUAGAACAAUUGACUGAGUAGAGUUGCUUUAUUGAAAAAGUCCACAUCGUUGUUAGAGCCAGUUUUGUGAGUUCGUAAGAUUCUCUUAUCAAACCUUCCAUCGAAUGGAAAGCCAAUAUGUAGCCAAUCAAGACAAGAAUGAUAUUGCAAAACGAAUAUCUAGUGCCAUUCUUCCUUGUUAGUCUACUUAACGCAGUUCUAUCUCAAGAUGUUACUGAAAUCAAGAAGUACGGUUGUCGAUGGUAUGGAGGCUCUUCUGCUAGAUUGGUUUGUGACUGUCAAGAAGGCAUCGAGAUGACCAUCGGAGCCAAGUCCAUCCCAGCCUUCGACACGACCGAAGUCCAAAUAAGCAGAUGCAAAGUACUGAGGUUCGAGGAAAACUCCGUAAUGGAAAUGAAAAACCUGAGAACUCUCAACCUGACCGAUAUAGCAUCGAUUGUCUUCGACACCAGAAGCCUAAACUGGUACGGCUUCAGAGAGGAAAACGCGCAGGACGAACGCUUUGACGUCACCGUACCUUCGCUAAGGAUAUACAUAUACAACAGCAACGUCUCGCUCAUUUCCAGCCACGCCUUCGCCGGAAGAAUCAACGAGAUAGUUUUCGACGGCGCGAUUAUAGAAAAAAUACAACCGUUCGCCUUCAGCAACCUUCUGCAAACCGAACGCAUCACGAUCAGGAACUCGGAGAUCAAAGACAUCGAGGUGCAAGCUUUCAAAAGGUUCUCGACCGAGUAUUUGGAUCUAGAUGGCGUUACUGCGCCACUCGUGCCUAGUCGAGCUUUCGCCAACGUGACGGUUUACCAAAAUAUGACCUUGGAACACUGCGUGUUCGACACCGUACGUCCCGGGGGCUUCGUAAUCAACGACCCCAAAGCGUUCCAGGUGACCAACUCGAACAUCAGCCAGUUGAACGGGGAGGCUUUCAAAGUCUCCUCGAGAGGAACGGUGAUCUUCCGCGGCAAUUUCUUCGGAGAGGUUCACGACGGCGCGUUCGGAGGGAUAAAGUUGAGGCGAGAUUUUUCUUCGGGUGACUCACUCUUCAUUUUCGACUACAACACGUUCUCGAAAUUGACUAGGUACUCUUUGACCGUAGAACCCAGUGCGCGGUUCAGGAACAUGUACAUGAGCCAACCUUGCGAAUGCGCAGACUUGGACCGCAAAAUAAAAGAGAAUGCUUUCUUCGGCGACAUGAAUUGUUUACACGAAAACCAGUACGUGGCCGUUAAGGAAUUCAGAGCAGGAAUGUGUUCCGUCGUUAACAAUUAUUACAUCACUAUUAUUAUAGUUUGUGUCGUUGCCGUGGCGCUAGUAGUCGUUCUCACCGUAUUGGUAUUGUACUACAAACAUGUGUACAGGAGCAGGAAGUACGGCAAAGGAGAACGCGGAAAAGGCGGCAACUUGAGUUUGAUCGUUCCAGACGGACGGACGUACAGAGAGACGGAGCUGCACGUCAUCGUAGAAAAGACUGAUCUCCUUACCACUGAUUUGUAAUGCACAUGUUAUUUGUUGUAAACUUAUUGUUGAUAUAUAUGUCGGAUGGAGCCUAUCUAACAUAUAUUUAUAGAGCCAUGAUAACAGUAUUAGAAUGAAUCGAGUCAGAGUUUGUUUUCAAUGAAAUUGUUCAUAUUUAUAAUCAAUAUUCUUGUGAAACAUGUUGAAAAUUUUCAAUAUUCAAGUGAAUGUUCAUUCUCCAGAAAUAUAAAAUGGACGAUAA